Chelonus insularis is the source of this 1144-nucleotide messenger RNA. Its product is annotated as EEF1A lysine methyltransferase 1. Lineage: Eukaryota; Metazoa; Arthropoda; Insecta; Hymenoptera; Braconidae. The record is from RefSeq and is a predicted model, not a curated record. Gene Ontology annotation, molecular function: nucleic acid binding; protein-lysine N-methyltransferase activity. Bases 448 to 1104 code for a protein of 218 amino acids. Gene Ontology annotation, biological process: methylation. The transcript is spliced from 5 exons.
AUAAUACAUAGUAUAGAAGAGCUGGCGGUAAGUUAAAAAAAAUUGAGAUUUCAAUAUCUUUACUACGCAUAAACCAGCGCCUCAUCUUAAUACACUUCAAUCAUGAAGCCGGCUAUUUUAACAAUCAAUAGAAGCUCGAUAAUAUAUCGGUAGAAAUCAUUCUUGUAAAGGCGUAUACCAGACACUAUUAUUAUUGACAAUUACUAUGAUAAAAGUGCAACAUUUUAUUAUUUUCAAUCUAUAUUUCAUUAAGUAUAAAUAUUUUUUUUGAGUAAUACAUUUUGAAAACUCCUAAAUGCUGGUGGAAAAAACACAUAAAAAUUGUUAAAAAGUGCGCCAAAUCUUAGUUAUAGUAGAGGGCAUAGUAUGUCUAAUUUUUGUUCAAAAUAGUAAUUUUUAGAUGUUUUAUUUACAGCAAGAAUAAAAUACAAAUAAUCGUAUGUAAAAAUGACUGAAAGUGAUGAUGAUGAUGAACCUCAAUUAAGUGCUUCUACAUUAGCUGCAUUAAAUGAAUUUUAUGCAGAUCAACAACAAAAAGACGAACAAUUAAAACAAAUACUUAACAAUCAAGAUGAUGGUGAACCAUCAAAUAUUAUAUUUGAUGAAGAUUGGCAAUUAAGUCAAUUUUGGUAUGAUGAUUUGACUGUAGAUACAAUUGUUAAAGCAAUUCUAAAAAUCACGACAAAUAAUGAUAGCAUUGCUCUUAUUUCUUGUCCCACUUUAUACCCAUCUUUAAAAAAACAUGCAGAAGCUCGACAAGUAAAACUUUUUGAAUAUGAUGAGCGUUUUUCGAUACAUCAACCUAACUUUAUUAGGUAUGACUACAAAAAUCCACUUGAUAUUCCUAAAGACAUGUCUCAGGGUUUUGAUCUUGUAAUAGCUGAUCCUCCAUUUCUUUCCGAAGAAUGUCUUGAAAAAAUUUCAGAGACAGUAAAAUUUUUAUCCAAAAAAUAUAUCUUUAUUUGUACAGGUGCAACUAUGGCAGGCUUAGUUGAAAAACUAUUAAACGUUAAAAAAUGCAAAUUUAAACCUCAACAUAAAAACAAUCUUGCCAAUGAAUUCUGGUGUUAUGCUAACUUUUCGUUCGAUUCUUUAAUAGAGUAAUUAUUCAUGUUUAUUUUAAUAAAAAAUCUAUAAUUUAGAA